This is a messenger RNA of Naegleria gruberi, 3834 nucleotides long. RefSeq lists its product as uncharacterized. Lineage: Eukaryota; Heterolobosea; Eutetramitea; Acrasida; Naegleriidae. Gene Ontology annotation, biological process: transmembrane transport; potassium ion transport. Gene Ontology annotation, molecular function: monoatomic ion channel activity. The record is from RefSeq and is a predicted model, not a curated record. Gene Ontology annotation, cellular component: membrane. The transcript has 6 exons. Bases 1 to 3834 code for a protein of 1277 amino acids.
AUGAGUCAACUCUGUUUAGGAUCAUCAACAGAGGAUUUGGAUAAUAUUGAGAAAGUUAAAGAGGAGGUGGUUAUUGAAAGAUAUCAAAUAACGUCAAGCUCAUCUUCACAGAGUCCACCUUCAUCACCUCUCUCGCAUCAUCAACCACAACACGAUAUUGUACAUAUAAAUAAUCAUCAUCAUCAUCAUUAUAAAAACAAACAAACUCUAAAUUCCGAUCCUCUCUCUUCGUCUAUUCAACAACAACAUAAACAGUCUACUAUUACUGCCAAUGAUAAUAACAUGACCCCAACAUUAAUAACAGAAAAACACAAUCACAUAACAUUUGCUGAUAGUGAUGGAAAUGUAUCCAAUUCUCAAAUGAUGGGAUAUAUGCAAAAAAUGUUCAGUAAUAGUGCCGUGCACAAAUCUGUGCUACAGAAUGAGAAAAUAGGUAAUAAUCGUACUUUUGAAUGGAAAAAAUCUAGAAAGAAUAUCAUAAAGAAACGAUUGGGUGGAGUACAAUUGGAAUUGGAAUUAUUUCAAACUCUCUUGUCUGUACUUUCUGCUGCAGAAUAUAUUGCAGCAUCUUAUAUUCAGAUUGACAUUGAAAGUCGUUUGGUAUCAUUGAGUAUUUUGGAUUUGGUUUUUAUUGCCUUUUUCAUUUUGUUUUUUGUGAUUAAUUUUUUUCUUUCAAAGGAAAAACUCACUUAUUUCAUUAAUCCAUUAUCAAUUUUGGACUAUGUUACGGUAAUUCCUUCCUUUGUGCUCAUUGUUGUUUCUUUUAAACGUAAUGAAUGGUUGGAAGGAAAUACAUAUGCAUUGGUUGGUUUACUGAGAGUAUUGAGAUUGUUGAGAGUAAUUCCUUUGGUGAAGAAGAUUUCUCGAAAGGGUGAUAUUAACUCUGUUGCUGCUAAGGUUAUUGAAUUGGGAUUGACUGUAAUUUGUUUACUGAUACUCUUUUCAGGAAUUUUUCAGUGGUGUGAAGCAUUCUUUUCAGAUAAGGAUAUUUACUUCCACGAUUGUUUAUAUUUUAUUGUAAUUACACUCUUUACAAUUGGUUAUGGUGAUAUUUCACCAUCCAAUCCAGUUUCUAGAUACGCUGUUAUUCUCUUCUUUUUGGUUGGUGUUUCACUAAUACCACUUCAGUUGAGUGGAAUUUAUGAUAUUAUCACCAGUGAAGAUAACAUUUUCAAGGUGAAAAAUUUAAUUCUUAAAAAGCAUGUUGUAGUGUCGGGCAGUGCUCGUCAUGAUGAAGUUGUGGAUUUUAUCAAACAUUUCUUUCACAAAUUCAAUAAGAAAAAAACAAAGAAACUGAUUUGCGUUUUCAAGAAUAAGGAACUUUCUGAACAAUUGAGAGAAUCAUUGAGGAAAAACAAUUAUCGAUCCUACAUUUACAUUUAUACUGGUGACAUUAUGGAUUUUGAUAUUAUGCAACUAUUAGAGAUACCAACAGCUCAUUCAGUUAUCUUGUUGAAUAGUCCAAAGAUUGGGCAUCCUAGAAAACAAGACAAUAGCAUAAUAAUGACCACAAUCGCUUUAAGAAAUUUCAAUAAGAAUUUGAAAGUAUUUGCCCAAAUCAACUUGGUAGAAUCGAAACCAUAUUUGAUCAAGGCUGGUGCCAAAGUUAUCGUCUGCAAUGAAUCCAUCAGUUCAAAAGUUUUGUCAGCUUCCGCUGUCUCGUCAGGAAUUGGAACAUUUCUGUUUAAUAUUAUGAGUGCUGUAGAGAUCACCAACGGUUCCAAGAAUUUUUAUGAUAAUUUAUACAUUGAAAAUAAGUGGAUUCUAGAAUACUCUGAAGGUCUAAAUUGCCAAAUUUAUAGAGUUGAUUUUAGUCCUGCUUUUUAUAAUAGCUUGUUUAUUGAUGCUGCUUUCUUGUUGAUUACCAAGUCAGAGGUUAAUAUUUUUGCUGUGGAGGAUGUAAAUGGAAAUAUAUUAGUCAAUCCAACAAAUUAUUUAAUCAAGGAAGGAGAUAGAUGUUUUUGUAUUGCCAAAAGUCAUAAACAUGCAAAGGAAGUAUCAAAUUACCAAUCCUCUGAAGAUGAAGAGAUCAAAACCACAAAGAAACUAAAAACUGCAAAACCCUUCAUUUACAAUUCCCAAAAAAUCAUUGAAGAAUUGGGUGACGAAUUCUAUGAUCCAAACUAUGCUGAUUAUCUGGCUAAGGAGCAGAUGGAUUUUGAAGGCAUUCACAAAAAUGAAAAUAAGGAAGUAAUGAAAAUCUCUGAAAAACAUAGAAAGAAGGUUGUAGAAAAGAAGACUCUUCCUAACAAGUUAUUGAUGGCAGCAAAUGCAACACGUACUCGUAGAAAGAGUAUCAGCUCAGAAUCAAGAAAAGCUGACAUUUACCUCUUGAGAGACAAACAUGAUGAACCAUCAGAGGAAGAAUUGAGCACACUACACAUGGAGAUUCUGCUAAAGCUUAUUUCACCAGAGUUUUACUUUUUACAAAAGAGAUGCCUACUAAAAGCUAUCAAACAGAAAAAACCAGAAGAACGAAAACGUCUCGAAGGUGAAUUUUAUUCAGAAGUUCAAAAGACCUAUAAUCUAGUGUCCAAUAUCCCUCGUUCAAAGGAAGACUUUUUAAUUACGAACUAUAGAAUCCCUACUCUCAUUAGAGAUCACAUUCUAAUCAUUGGAGAAUUUCAACAACCUGCCAUCAUUUGUUCUAUCAUUAGAUCUCUAUCAAGACAAAAUUAUUUCACUCAAAUAGUAUUUAUGAGUCCAUUUGUUGACAAGUACUUUGUUUUUUUAUAUGAAAGGCUCAAAUUCUUUUCCAAUGUGUACUUUAUUAGUGGUAAUCCAUCAAAAAGUUUUGAUUUGAGAAAAGCAGGAGCUCACCUUUCUAAAUCCAUCCUCUACAUUACUCAGGAGGAAAAAUUAGUCAAUAUUGAGAAUAAUAUUACUGAGGAAGCAGUAGAUCAAGAACAGAAUGAUUAUAAUAUCGAUUCAGAGGCCAUUAAGCUAGCACUAUCUAUUGAUUUUAUCGAUUCUAACAAGUUUUUCAUGAUUGAAUUGUGUAAUCGUUCCAAUUUGAAAUUUAUUCAACACGAUGGCGUUUCCACUUAUGAAAAAAUUAUGACACUGCAAGAAAGAGGAAUUAUUGAACAUAACUUGGAUGAAUUUGAUAGAUUUUGUUUAUUUUCUGAUUUGUAUAUUUCUGGAAAGAUUUUCCCAUCUUCUUCCUUCCUUUCAAGAAUUUUGGCUCAAUCGUUCUAUAAUAAGAGAAUUACUGAACUCUUGGAUCAAUUAAUUGCUGAUGAAUUUGUAGCUGGAGACAAUCAAUCAGUUCUGUUUGAAGUACCAGUCCAUGCCAUUUAUGUUGGAUCGACAGUAUUUGACAUGAUAUCUAACUUUUAUGAGCAUGGCUUGAUCUUGAUGGCUCUAAGUCGGAUGAACAAAUCAAAAGAGGAGCAACACAGAUAUACCUACACCAAUCCGUCCCUUUCAACAGUGUUGCACUCGAUGGAUGUUUUAAUAAUAUGUGGAAAGAGAUGUAGAUAUCAAACUCUUUUGAAAAAUUACAACAAGGAAAAGUCUAAUAAUGCUACAACACCAUCUAAUACUUCUCAAAUAGUUCUCAGUGAAGAGGAAAUAGUGGUCAACUUGGAUAGGGAUGUUUUCACAGAUCCUCAAAUUGUUGUUUCUCCAAAUUCUCCACCAAUUUCCUUAGUGGUACCACAUACAUCACCGACUACAAGUAAUAAUAAUAAUAAUGGAAAUAAUCGACCAUCCUCAUCAGCUUUACUUCUUCGACCACCUCAAAACACAUCUUCAAUCAAGGAAGAGGAUGAAGAAGAUAGAGCUCCUAGAAUGAGUUUUGAUCAAUUAUUAUUAAGAUCAAAGAAGGUUUAA